This is a messenger RNA of Verruconis gallopava, 1923 nucleotides long. RefSeq lists its product as uncharacterized. NCBI's taxonomy places the organism in Eukaryota, Fungi, Ascomycota, Dothideomycetes, Venturiales, Sympoventuriaceae. The record is from RefSeq and is a predicted model, not a curated record. The transcript has 2 exons. Gene Ontology annotation, molecular function: DNA binding; zinc ion binding; DNA-binding transcription factor activity, RNA polymerase II-specific. Gene Ontology annotation, biological process: regulation of DNA-templated transcription; DNA-templated transcription. The coding region runs from base 1 to 1923 and encodes 640 amino acids.
AUGCCAAAGCGUGAUAUCGAUCAGGUUGUCGAUGCAGACCCAGUCAAGUCUCGGGUCAGGGAAUCCAUUGCCGUCCAAGCUUGCGAAUCGUGCCGGCAGAAGAAGGCUCGAUGCGAUGAGGGCUUGCCAAAAUGCGGCGCCUGCAGCCGCGCAGGGAUCGAUUGCAUUUACGCGGAGCGCCGCUUGACCAAGAAGGAUCAGUCCUUGCAGAUAGCAAUCAACUCCAUACGCCGGCUGGAAUCGAAGAUCGAGCAUCUGACGCGCGCUGUGACCGACCUGGCGGCCAAGGCGCCUCAGCCGUCGUCUGCAAAUGCAUCCGACGUCCCAGAUCUCGCCGUCGCCACGGCCCCAACGACGGCAACCGGCGAGCCUGAUCCCGAGUCCAAUGCGCUGUCUCUUCCCUUGCACGCUUCGUAUCACAAGAUAUCGUUCAGUCAACAUGGAGUCAUUCACUGGCCCGCCGUUCUCAAGGCCCUUCCCGCCGACUUCGUGAACAGGAUCCGCGAGUUGCCCAAGAACUAUGCUGUCGAGCUUGAGCGCUGCCGCAGUCCCUUGCCCAGCGAGACCGCCCUGUUCACCGACAUCUCUGCCCAGGACUGGCUCAACAACCUGCCGUUCCGGAUCGUGCGAAGCUUGACGGACGCAUUCUUCUCGACCUUCAAUGGGCUCUAUCCUGUUCUCGACAGACGUCAUUUCUUCUCCUCUACACUAGGUGCUGCAUUGGACGCCAACUUUGACUAUUCCAUUGAGUCUACUAUCGUGCUUCUGGUUCUUGCUCUGGGCUGUCUGGCCGUCGAAGGGCACCGCGAAGGCAACUACCCUCUUGGAAAGGCCUCGCGGGGCGACGAAUGCUUCUGUGCUCCAGAUUGGUACCCUGCGAUCUUGGGUGAAAUGUAUCCGGGACUGAGCUUCUUCAAUGAAGCGCGGAAACGGAUGGGAUUCCGUACCGGAUCCAACAAUCUCGACAAUUGCCAGGUGUACUUGCUUUGCGCCUUCUACUAUACCCAGAUCCUCCGUCCCAUUGAUUCAUAUCUCAUGCUGGUACGUGCUGCGUCAUGCUCUCUGAUGACGUUGACUUGUUCGGAUCCCAUCGACUUUGACACUUGGAAAGGCGACAUGGAAUCUCGCGUUUUCUGGUGUUGUCUGAUGUACGAGACAAUCUUGGUUCAAGAACUUGGAGUUCCCAAAAGUGGUCUUGCUGAUUUUGAGGCGUCGGUGCCCCUGCCAAAGUUCAAGCCUUUCAAGAGUCCUGAUUCCGAAGACAACGAUGAUGCAUUUUUCCACUAUCAUUUUCUGGCACAAGCGGCAAAUCGCAUCAUGUUAACGCGCAUUGCCAACUCCCACUAUUUUUACGAUGACCGCGGCGACCUGCCCUCUCCGCGAAUACAGUCGGAGCUUCUUCAUCAGAUCGCGCAGUGGAAGGCUAGCCUGCCUGCAGCUCUGCAGUUUGGCGACGAGCCGAUGCCAGAAAGGUCUUUGGACCCUGGGCAUGCUCUUGCCGAGGCCCUCCUCCGCAGUCGACACAAGGUCAUCCACUUUCACCUGGGGCGACCGUAUCUGUACAAAGCCUUGCACAACCCCAGUAAGCUUACAACUCACGAUCUAGAAGCUUGCCAUGCCACAUGGGUCGCGGCUAUGCAUUGGCCCAUGGUUUCCGGCGCAUGCAAGAUGAUGAAAAGCUGCAUGUUGAUCAAAUUUGGAUGGGUAAGCCAAUUGUUUGGCCAGCUUGUCACAAUGUACUGUUUCGCAACUUCGUCAGAUCAUCGCCUCCGGGACACGUUGCCACCUGGUUGGAUGCAAUGGUGGGAAGAAAUAAUCGAAUUGCUUGAGUACGCAGCUAUACACAGCCCUACCGCAGCGGUGGAUUUAGAGCUAGCUCGUUCAUUACAAAGCGCUCUCGUUGGAUACCAGGUUAGGGGCUAG